UAUUUUGCUUUUCAUCAGCUGCUUUCAUCCAGGCGGGUAGAGGCUCAUCUACCUCCGCGUCGCGCUCUUGUAUUCUCCUGGGGUUUGAUUAUAGGUCCUUUGUGGUUACCAAAUAUGGCUGCAGUUUUUACCAGACACAAGCAUUUCAGUCAAGAAUACCUCAAUACUGAGUCUAAAUGUACUGUUCGGGAAUACUCCAGCUCUGCGGCUGAAGAGGUGAAAUAUCAAUACCAAACACAGAAGAGAAUCAAGGGAGUGGUGGAGAGAAAGAUGCCUGAAAAAUACAUCCGUGAGGAGUCCAUGAUCAGGGGCCCCAAGUUUGUGGUUAGACUGAGGUCCCACACAGUGUUUGAAAACAGUGCCAUUAAACUUUUCUGCUCUGUGGAGGGAUAUCCCACCCCACAUGUCAAAUGGUUCAAGGAUGAUGUUAUCCUGGACAUUUCCUCUGGAAAGUACUUUGUGGAGAGCAGCGCUGGAUUCCAUGCCCUCACCAUUCUCAAGUGUGCAACUGAUGACACUGCAAUGUACAUGGCUGUAGCCUCGAACUUGCAUGGACAGGCUUCCUCCCAGGCCUCCAUCAUUGUGAAGAGGGUCAAGGAGGAAGAGAAGUCCAUUCCUUACUCCUGGAUGCCUUACCAGUAUGCCAUUUUACCUGAAAUCAAGUACACAAAGAUCAACAUCACCUUCACUGAAACGUUUGAUGUGACAUUUGGGAAAGAAGGCGAUAAGGCCACCUUGACCUGCAAGAUGACUAUUAACCCCAACCUGGCUAACCUGCAGCCUGAGGCGCUGUGGUACCGAGAUGAGCAUCUCCUGAAAGAGUCGAAGUGGGUGAAAAUGGAGUCUGGGGAAGGUGUUGCCAAGCUCUCUCUUACUCAACUCGCUAAGGAUGAUGAGGGUCUUUACACCCUCCGCAUGGUGACAAAGGGAGGUGAUGCGGUCCACAGGGCUUACGUCUACGUUGAUGAUGGUCCACCUCCAGUUCCUCAAGCUCCCGGAGCCCCAAUGGACAUCAAGAUCCAUGACGCUAAUAGAGAUUAUGUCAUUGUGUCCUGGAAACCUCCUAACACCACCACUGAAGGCCCCAUCAUUGGAUACUUUGUUGACAGAUGUGAAGUUGGAACAGAGAACUGGGUGCAGUGUAACGACUCCCCUGCUAAGAUCUGCAAAUAUCCUGUGCAGGGCCUGUUUGAGGGACACUCUUAUUACUUUCGUGUGCGUGCCGUCAACUCACGUGGCAUUGGCAGACCCUCCAGAAUGUCUGAGCCCAUUGCUGCUCUGGACCCCACAGAGUUUGAGAGACUUCAUGCCACAAAACUUGGUGGGAGACUUGACGUUGUGACUUACUAUGAUGACCUUGAAGCUGAGGGAAAAGCUCCGGGACCUCCCUCUAAAGUCUGCGCUUCAGAGACGGACCGAACAUAUGUUGUGCUCAGUUGGGUCCCUCCAGUCUACCAUAGCAAAGCCCCCAUGUGGUAUUACAUUGAGAAGCUUCAAGUCGGAGCAGGAUCAUGGCAGAGAGUGAACACUAAAGUACCCAUCAGAUCACCUCGCUAUGCCGUCUUCGACCUGUUAGAAGGAAAGGACUAUCUCUUCCGUGUGGUAUCCGCUAAUAUGUACGGCAUCAGUGAUCCUUCCGAGCCUACCAAUACCAUAACAACCCUGCAGCUGAAGGGUGUGCCCUCAGCUCCUGGACAAGUCGUUGCAACCAGGGAGACAGAUACCUCUGUUCUAAUUCAGUGGGCGCCUCCAAAGGAUCCCAAUAACCUGAUUGGAUAUUACAUUGAUUCUUGUGUGAAAGGAUCUAAGGACUGGACCUCAGCCAAUCACAAGCCCCAUAAGCAGACCAGGUUUGUUGUGCAUGGACUGACCACCGGUGAAACGUAUGUCUUCCGUGUGCAAGCCAUCAACGAGCUGGGCCUCAGCGAAGAAUCCCAGGAAUCGGCUCCUCUUUCUGUGAGAGCUGCUCUUAAGUUGCCCUCUUCACCUUAUGACAUCUCUCUUCUGUAUUGUGACGGGGAAUCCAUGGUGCUCAACUGGAAGCAGCCCAUCCAUUCUGGAGGAGCAGAGGUCACUGAUUAUUACAUUGACAAAUGCAAUGUGGCCAAGAAGACAUGGAAGGAGGUCAACAUCCCACCCAUUAAGGAAAGACUGCACAAGGUUGGAGGUCUGACAGCUGGGUCAGUGUAUCAGUUUAGGAUCUGUGGAGCUAAUUUGGUUGGACUGGGUGAUGCCUCGACCCCUAGCCCGUCCUUCAAAUGUGAGGCUUGGACCAUGCCUGAGCCAGGUCCCGCUUAUGACCUGACCUUCACUGAGGUAAGGGAUGAUUCUUUGGUGGUGGAGUGGAAGGCUCCUGUCUACAGCGGGGCUGGUGCCAUCACUGGAUACCACGUUGAGAAGUCCAAGAAAGGCUCUGAUACCUGGAGCAAAGUCAACGAAAGUUCAGUCAACCACUGCUAUCUCAAGGUCAAAGGACUGGAGACAGGUGCAUCUUAUGUGUUCCGCGUACGGGCAGAGAAUGCCAAGGGCAUUGGCAUGGCUUCAACCCCCUCUGACCCUGUGUGUGUCAAGACGCUGCCAGGCACACAGGAAAUCAAGUGUGGCGUCAAUGAGGAAUCAGGUGACAUUUAUCUCUCUUUUGAGAGCUGCCAAAUGAAGGAGAGAUCACAGUUUGUGUGGAAGAAGUCCUACCAAGAAAUUACUGACUUCUCUAAGGGCAUCGUCGUCAAGACAUCAGGCAGCCACUCAACUUUGCUUUUUAAGAACCCAGACAAAGAGGAUUUGGGCACAUUCUCUGUAUCUGUUACACAUACUGAUGGUGUCUCGGCCAGCUACAAGAUCUCAGCAGAAGAGCUGGAGAAGAUGUUGGCCCUCAGCUAUGACAUACGCAACCCAAUUAUUCCUCUGAAGACUGAACUGGCCUAUAAGAUUCUAGAGAGAGGCCGUAUGCGCUUUUGGCUGCAAGCUGAGGGCAUCUCCUCUUCUGUGACCUACAAAUUCUUUGCCAAUAACAAGGAGCUUGUCAACUGUGAGCAAACUAAAAUGAGUCAUGACGCAGCUACAGGCAUUAUUGAGAUGGUGAUGGAUCAUUUCACUGAAGACAGCGAGGGCACUUUCACCGUGCAGAUCCAAGAUGGCAGAGCUAAGGCCCAGUCCUCUCUGGUGCUGAUUGGAGAUGCCUUCAAGGCAGCGUUGGCUGAGGCGGACUACCAAAGGAGGGAGUACAUUCGUGUGAAAGAGGGCCCUCAUUUUACGGAGUUCCUCUCCAUUCAAGUUGGGGAUAAUGCCUCUGUCACUCUUGUUUGCAAGGUGGCUAAUUUGAAGAAGGAGUCUGUGUUUCAGUGGUAUAAGGACAAUGUAGAGGUGAUUCCUGAGGUGCCUGCCGACUUGAACUCAGGAGUCUGCAAGUUCCCCCUAACUCAUUUCUCCAAGAAGGAUGUGGGACUAUAUAAAGCAACCAUCACUGAUGACAGAGGCCAAGAUGUGUCACAGAUUGAUGUUUCUGGCAAAGCUUUUGAUGACAUCAUUAAUGAGCUCAGUCGUAUCUCUGGAUCCAGUGCCUCCGAGUUGUCGAUUCAGUGCACUGCGGAGGGCAUUAUGCUUGAGUGCCAUAUGAAAUAUUACACUGAGGAGAUGAAGAUCCAUUGGAAACAAAAGGAAUCUAAAAUCACUGCAUCAGAAAGAAUGCGAAUUGGUGGCAACCCAGCAAUGGCAACUUUGGAGAUAGUCGAACCUAUUGAAAAGGAUAAAGGAAUGUAUACUAUUGAGAUUGUGGAUCCCGAGAAGACACACACUCGUACCCUGGACCUCUCUGGACAACUCUAUGACAACGCCUACGCAGAAUUUCAGAGACUCAAAGCGGAAGCAUAUGCUGAAAAGAAUCGUGGCAAAGUGGUUGGUGGUCUUCCUGAUGUUGUGACUAUCAUGGAAAAGAAGACUCUGAGUCUGACCUGCACAGUCUGCGGUGACCCCAAACCUCUGGUCAGCUGGUCUAAGAACGAUCAAGAUGUAGAACCCAGUGAUCAGUACGUCAUUGCCAUGGACUCGGGCAAGUUCGCCAGCCUUACCAUCAAAGGCGUGUCCCUGGAGGACUCCGGCAAGUACACCAUGACGGUGCAAAACAAGUUUGGUGGCGAGUCGGUGGACAUCGUCGUCAGCGUGUACAAACAUGGCGACAAGAUUCCGGACAUCAAACCCACACCCACGCCCAAGAGGAUCAUGCCUCCCACAGGUCCGAUUGUAAUUCCCACCACCAAGGCUGCCACCCCCGCCCCUGCUGCAGCCAAGUCUCCGGCUCCUGCCCAAAAUGCCAAAUCCCCCACACCGCCCCGUGGCAUGAAGUCCCCCACUCCCACCAGGAAGAAGUAAAAGCAUAGCUCUUUCCUCUCAUUUGCCCUAACCGCACAAAGACGACUAGAUUUACAUUUCCAGUAAGAAAUAUCAGUGUUUGCAAGGCAGCAAAAGAAGUUUUGGUUUAGGUUUUGGCUUGGUGUAAACAAAAUACCGCCAUCAUGACAGUCAGCACACAUCUUUUCUUUCAGCUGUACACAGAAAUCAACAUAGUUCAGUAAAAGUGAUUUAAUUUUUCUGAUGUUAAAAUUAUUUCAGUCAGCGUAAUAUGCACAGACAAGUAUAAUAAACCUCCCCUAAAAACUUACCCUAAAAAUUGUAAAAACAUAAGCUGCAUCGCAUACCGUCUGUAGAUACUACAUUUGGUUUAAAACUUCACAAUCAUUAAAAUGGUAUGUUCUGUAUCCUUUGAAUAUAGGUAUUAUGAAUGAAAUUCAUAUCUCCUACAUCCACUAUGUUGUUAUUGUCACAUGACCUACCAGCGCCAUUUGUAUCGCUUUAUUGUCAUUUACAAAUCUUCUCCUAUUUCUUUACGGGAUAGUAAAGUGUCCAUUGAAUGCACACUUAAGUAUCUCAGCAGAAGUAAUAGGACAUCUGUGUACUUUUCAACUACUGUUUUUUGAAUACUAUGAAUUUGGACAUACUACUAUUUUGGCAUACACUGCAACAUAUGGAAGUAAGCAUAUACGGAAGUAACGUUUGACUCAGUGUUGCUGUUUGAGCAUCCGACACAGCAACUUGGGCACAACCAAUGGUGUGAGUUUAGGGCGGGGGAAUCUGUUUGUCUUACCAAUAGAAGAUGGGAGGAGUGUUCAGGAAACCUGUUCAAAAAUUAUUCAGUUUGGUGACGCAGAAUUUACACUCUUUAUAUACAGCAAGGAAGACAAGACCAAUUGCAAUUCAGUAAUAAGACUUUGUUAGAAAUUGGCUGAACAUUUUCUACAAAACAUUUGUAUGAUAAACGAAUUGCAGAAAUUUAAUUUUUAGGUUUGACAUUUAGAACAAACCCAGGGAUGCCCUGAUAUUAUUCUGAUAUUAUGAAAUUCUUGCUAAUACCAAUAAGCUGUUCAUUAUUUUUAUGUUAUAGCUGAUAAUCGAUAAAUAGCUGGUAGUAAAAUUCUAUUUUGUGUUCAAAUCUCAGCAGAAGUAAUAGAACAUCUGUGUACUUUUCACCUACUGUUUUUUGGACAUACCACUAUUUUGGCAUACAUUGCAACAUAUGGAAGUAUGUUACACUGGUUAAACUUUAUUUUGAUGGUCCCCUUUAGACAUUAUGUUGAAUAUAAGUAAAACUGCACCUCUACAUACUCAGAGUAUUAGUAGACUGUUAAGGGGUAGGGUUAUGUUUAAUAGAAUAAGUUGACAUGUACUUGCAGUCAAGUUACUUAUAGUCAGUAGAAUGUCUGUUGGGGGACCAUCAAAAUGUUAGCAGAUGUUAAGCAGACAGUCUACUCUACUAAUAGCUAAUGAGAAUUAGUUGACAUGUAGGUGCAACGUUACUUAUAGUCAAUAGAAUAUCUAAAGGGGAUCAUCAAAAUAAAUUGUUACCAAAUAAAUAAACACUGAAGUAAAAUCAAGUUUUUACUGGUGAAUUUAAGCAUCAUAUUGUAAUUGAAAGUAUAAAAGACUAAAUUGUUAAUAUUAUCAAAGAAUAACUUUAUAAGCAAGCAUUAGAAGAUGGCAACAUUAUAUAAAAUAGAUGGAAUAGACAUGCACAAUUAGGGGUGACUUCAGGUUGACUUUUUCAAUGGCUUUUUGCCAUUGAGAUGACUGGGGAAAAAGUGUCCCAAUCAACCUGAAUUCAACCCUACAUAUCCAAAAUCAAUCAAGACCAACAAGUAAUAAUAAUAAUAAAAAUCUGUCAUAUCAACAGAUAUAUUGUGUAUCCCUCAAAACCUAACUAGAAUAUUUGAGGAAUAUCAACAUUAUGCUGCCUUGCAAACACUGUAAUUGAAUUAUAGUGCACAAAUAAUAAAAGUACAUUUGAAAAGUAGUAUUUGUCACCUAAAAUGCAUCAUCAUGUCAAAAAAUGAACAAGCAUCUAGUAUGAAAAGAAAGAGAGUAGGAAGUAUGUGUGAAGGAGGGUUGGGCAAGUUAUAUUUAGUGCCACGAGAAAAUGUGUGAAACAGUUUGUCAUCUGGGUUGCCUAAGCUGAGUGGGCCCCUAAUGAAUUUGGCUCCCUCUCCCCUGAGGUGCUUGGGGGAAAAGCUUUGAUGUUAGUUUAAUAAAUCUCUGUUUAAAGGCUGUUCUUUCAGUUAGCCACUGGAAUCCAGAGUCUUUUUUUUUUUUUGCUUUCUCUGGUGGAUGGAUGGCCUGAGAGUGCAGGACCUCCACUUAGCCCCCAGCGGUGGCCACGAGCCCAUCAGCGCUCUUCUCAACCUCGUCUCACGUCCUCGCCUUUUUCUCCUGGUUUUGUGUUAAUAAAAGAGUUGGAAAUCA
Megalobrama amblycephala (Wuchang bream) is the source of this 6789-nucleotide messenger RNA. It is a transcript of the gene myom2b, whose product is annotated as myomesin 2b. Gene Ontology annotation, molecular function: protein binding. The record is from RefSeq and is a predicted model, not a curated record. The coding region runs from base 115 to 4368 and encodes 1417 amino acids. The transcript has 36 exons. NCBI's taxonomy places the organism in Eukaryota, Metazoa, Chordata, Actinopteri, Cypriniformes, Xenocyprididae.